UUUCCCUCUGCCUAGGAUUGAUUAACAAGGCCUAUUGGGGGCUUACCAUGCUCAGUGAGCCAAGACGGUUACUCCGCUUGCCUGCCUUGACGCUAAGUAAUUUCUCCGUGAACCUCCGUCUACUGAUUGAGAAAAAAUAGCCUACCCCCCGCUUACAGCACUCCCAGCCGUUUAUGCAACGACGCAUAAGGACGUAAACGGCAUCAUCCUGUGUGCUGUUGGGGGAAGGAACAACCACCGCUACUUGAGUGAUCACGGUGUAUACCAACUGUUACGGUCAAUGCUCUAUGUUUGGUUAACACUGUCGUGUUCUGACUGGGCUGUGGAACCUGGUUGUAUUUUCCAAGUAUAAAUACCCACAUAUGUUCGCCUAUGAUGCAAGAGUUACAGUUGGGAAUCUUCAAGUAGCAACAGCUCUAUAUAUAACAGCAGUUUCAACCAUGGCUGUAUUCAAGAACUUCUUCAGUAAAUUUUACAACACGGCAGGUGCACCACCAGAGAUUUUCAACAGGACUCUGUAUUUUGCCAUUUUUGUUUUUGGUAUUCUGGGCUGUGCCCGUGGUUAUGACGAAGGCUACAUUGGAGGUAUUGUAACGAAGUCAUCGUUCAAAAACCAGUUUGGGUUGAAUGAUCCUACAAAAACAGCAACAGAAUUGGCCAAUCUGAAAUCAAACAUCACUUCUAUGGUGAUACUAGGCUCCAUUGGUGGUUCUCUGCUUGCGAUGUACUUCGUGGACAAGUUUGGGCGUAUUAGAACUUUGCAAGGUGUUUGCGUAGGUUGGAUAGUCGCUGUCGUUAUUCAGAUAACAUCGAAAAAGCUUGGUCAAUUAUACGUUGCGUGCCUUAAGCCAAUUACAAUCAUAUUAACUUCGAUUACACAAUUAUCUCCACCACUCCCCACAUCAUUGGAAGAAUUCUUCCGACUGCAUAUUACAAACUUUGUCCCUUGGAAUUCUGUACGCAUAGGCAGUGAAUUGCUUUCCAAUGCAUCAAGCUCCCUCCUCCCGCAACGUGAAAGGAGAAAACCCCCAGUAGAACUAAGCAAAACCGCAGAUCAUUAG
This is a messenger RNA of Williopsis jadinii, 1061 nucleotides long. RefSeq lists its product as uncharacterized. Gene Ontology annotation, molecular function: carbohydrate:proton symporter activity. Gene Ontology annotation, biological process: carbohydrate transport; transmembrane transport. The transcript is spliced from 3 exons. Gene Ontology annotation, cellular component: membrane. Bases 363 to 1061 code for a protein of 232 amino acids. The record is from RefSeq and is a predicted model, not a curated record. NCBI's taxonomy places the organism in Eukaryota, Fungi, Ascomycota, Saccharomycetes, Phaffomycetales, Wickerhamomycetaceae.